Messenger RNA from Sphaeramia orbicularis (orbiculate cardinalfish), 2500 nucleotides. RefSeq names its product alkaline phosphatase, intestinal, tandem duplicate 1 (gene alpi.1). Gene Ontology annotation, molecular function: alkaline phosphatase activity. Lineage: Eukaryota; Metazoa; Chordata; Actinopteri; Kurtiformes; Apogonidae. The transcript is spliced from 11 exons. Bases 69 to 1685 code for a protein of 538 amino acids. Gene Ontology annotation, biological process: dephosphorylation. Gene Ontology annotation, cellular component: plasma membrane. The record is from RefSeq and is a predicted model, not a curated record.
AAAGGCAGGGCCGGAGGUCUUAGCAGCCACACACACUUUCUUCAGCCUCCAGGUUGCUUGGAUUAAAGAUGCAGACACCACAGCGAAGGGCCCCCAGUCUCCUGCUCAUCCUUCUGGGCCCCAUCAUGCUGGCGGUGGAUUGGGUUUCUAUGGAGAGCCAAGCAGAUUUGUAUGAGCGUGAGAAGGAGCCGGCUUAUUGGGAUGCUCAGGCCCGUGCAACACUGGAUGCUGCAUUGAAACUCCGCCCCCGUGAGCACCGAGCCAAAAACAUCAUCCUGUUCCUUGGUGACGGAAUGGGCGUGUCCACAGUGUCUGCAGCCCGAAUUCUGCGAGGUCAGAUGGAGGGCGGGUCCGGAGAGGAGACGAUGCUGGCUAUGGACACUUUUCCAUAUGUGGCCCUGUCAAAGACCUACAGUGUUGAUAAGCAGGUAGCAGACAGCGCUAGCACAGCAACAGCCUACCACUGUGGAGUAAAGGCUAACGCUAAGACAGUUGGACUCAGUGCCAUGGCGGUGGCCUACGAAUGUAACACCACCUUUGGUAAUGAGGUCUACUCGGUACUACGACGUGCAAAAGCAAAAGGUAAAUCUGUAGGCAUAGUGACUACCACCCGUGUUCAGCACGCCUCUCCAGCCGCUGCCUACGCCCAUUCGGUCAGCCGGAGCUGGUACAGCGACGCCGAUCUUCCCUCUAACGCCCGCCGACAGGGCUGCAUCGACAUUGCCACCCAACUGGUCUCCAACGUCGACAUUGAUGUGAUUCUGGGUGGAGGGAGGAUGUACAUGACGCCCAAAGGCACCCCCGAUCCUGAGUACCCCACCUCCAACUCUCGCAAGGGGGACCGAAAAGACAGGAAGAACCUCAUUGAUGUGUGGCUUCAGGCCAAACCAAACAAGAAAUCACACUAUGUUUGGCACAGGAAGGAGUUUGAUGAGAUAGAUGUUCGUACUACAGAUCGGCUUAUGGGUCUGUUUGAGCCAAAGGACAUGAGAUUUGAGGUUUUCCGGAACAUUACCCGUGACCCGUCUAUUGUGGAGAUGACGGAAAAAGCCAUUCAGAUCCUCAGCAAAAAUCCAAAAGGAUACUUUCUGUUUGUGGAAGGAGGGAGAAUUGAUCAUGGACAUCAUGAUGGCAUCGCCAAACUGGCACUAACGGAGGCUGUGAUGUUUGACGGAGCUAUACAACGUGCCGCACAGCUAACCAAAGAAUCCGAUACGCUCACCGUAGUCACUGCAGACCACUCUCAUGUCUUCACCUUUGGUGGCAACACACCCCGAGGGAAUCCAAUCUUUGGUCUGGCACCAAAGAAGGCUGAUGACAGAAUGCCUUUUACCAGCAUCCUGUAUGCCAACGGCCCGGGUUACGUUCAUAUAAACGGAACCAGAGGGAACAUCACAAUGGUGGAUUACUAUGAUGAGGAGUAUAUGCAGCAGGCUGCUGUCCCACUGGAUGCUGAAACCCAUGGUGGGGAGGAUGUGGCCAUCUACGCCAAAGGCCCAAUGGCACACCUGUUCCAUGGAGUGAAAGAGCAGAACUAUGUGGCACAUGUCAUGGCCUAUGCUGCCUGCUUGGAGCCAUACAAAAACUGUCCUUCUCAAGCUCACACCCACAACUCAGCCAGGAGUGUGAGCAUAUCCUCGAGCCCGCUGUUAGGCACAGUUAUUCUCUUUUGGCUGUUCAGAUGACGUACACAAAAACACACAUACUUGCAUUGUAUGUAUUCAGCAAUACAGACCCACAAAUGCACUAAACAUUUGUACAAUACAUACACACACAUUCAACAGGGAAAAAGCUUUUCAACCAGGCAUGUGUGCAAAAUAUGAAUUGUUACAUGCAUGCAGUACCUGCUUGUUGUAAGGCCAGGAUUGCAUGUUUGCACACAUGCAAGUUUCAUAAUGAUGAUUGGUAUUGAAGUGAUCAGUACUUACUAGAAACAUGACUAGUACCUUGCACUAACCAGCUAAUGCUAGCAGCUAGUUAUAUUUUUUCCAUUCCUUUUCUUAAGUUACAGGUACUUCUAUCAAGCAGCCAUCAAGUGUAAACAAGAAGUUGAAAUUCCUAUUUACACAUUAACCUUGACUAAGAAUAACUUGAAACAAGGAAACAGGUUAAGGCCUCAUGGCUCAGUUUUCGGACAUUCACACAGCACACACACUGUUGUUGUACAUUAUGACCAUUGCGUGGGUUUACAUACAUGACUGGAUGCCAACAGAAACCUGGAUGAGCAGCUAUUGUGUCAUGCAAAGUGGAAGCACCAACCAACCUUAUAAGACUUUUCAAAGAAGAUGCAGUAACUCAUUCUGGGUUUUUCAGGAACAUAAAACAUGUACCAUGAAAAUCGUGGAUGUUGCUAUCAUGACCUCAUUUUCUCCAAAUAGUAAAUCUGUUUUCUAUCAGAUUUUCUGUCCUUUAAUAUGUUAUCUAUUUGGAUUUGGAUUACCUGAAUGUAUUUUGCAAGCAAAUAUUGUCAAUGUAUUUUUCUACUGUGUUUUUGCAAAUG